AAAACUUCAUGAUUCAGGGGGGGGACUUCAGCGAAGGUAAUGGAAAAGGAGGUGAAUCUAUUUAUGGUGGCUAUUUCAAAGAGAAUGUGGUCUUUUGCAAAAUGAAAAGGUAAGAGACAAAAGCUCAGUAACACAAAUUCAAACUCUGUUCCCUUGUACCCUCCCUAGUAAAUAUAUAGACAACUGAUACAUCCCUUUGUAGAUGGAUAUCUGUGUUGCUUGGAGAAAUGAAGAGUUCUGUGUCUAACCUUUCUGAGGGUUAAUGACUUAUUCUGAGAGAGAAUCCUGCCAUAAUUUCCAGCUCUAAACAGUUAUUUCUUCUUUUUUUUUUUUUUUUAAUGUCCCUUUUCCUCCCCUUCCCCUCCUCAAGGUUUGUAUGCUUAGUGUUCAUUUCUAAAGUGUUAUUUACAAGCUACACGAGUUAUUUUCUUUGCAAAGAAUUUGUAAAUAAAUUAAAUUUACCUCUUUUAAAAAUCUGUUGGAAGGAAAAUGGUGAGUUUAUGAAGUAUUUGUUUAAAAGACAGACAAUUGUUUCUGAAAAAACAGGUGGCUACUGUGGUGUUCAAAUAUUAAGACACUGGAUGUAUUUGUUCUGUAUGUGUUGCAAGUAGCUCUGCCUGGUUGUGCAUGAAGUUUCUCUUUAAAAAGAGACCUAGUUUGAUGUUGGAGUAUUAAAAUCUUUAGUCAAGGGAAGUCUUUAAUAGAUCCAUAAAUUAAGAAGUUACUCAAGGUUUGUUUCUCAACAUGGUGAGUGCUGAAUAUGCAGGAUUGAGUUUUGAUAUAUAAUCUAAAAAGCUGCAGCUUUGUACACUCAAAUUACUAUUUUUACUUCUGAAAAUGACCUUCAGAAGGUUUUAUAUUAUUAUGCUGUGCAACCAGAGCUCCUCUUUAAUUCACUGGAAUAUAAAAUGCAUGUUUAGUUUAGUCUUAAUUGGUUUUAUACUUAGAUUCAGAUAUUUAGGUGGGGUUUUUUUCCCUUGUAUGUUUUGAGCCUUCCAGUUUUGAAAGGAUAGCUGGCAUCUUUAAGUGCCAUGCCAGGAAAAUAAAUAAAUGGCUUUUUCUCCUGGUCUUUCCAGCUGGAAAAUAAAUAACAAUAUCGUGUAUGUUAAGUCUUGUUUUAGAAUGUUAGUAAUUCUGCCAACUUUGUUCUUAUCCAAAUAAGACUGGAUUAAAAUCCAAAUCUGUAAGAAUCUAAUGUUAAUUGAAGGCACUAAUAACGACUUUAAUUAUUUUCAUUAGAAAUGUUUGCACUAUAUCUGAAACUUUUCUGCUUUGUCUCAACUGUAACUUUUAAGAGACUUAUUUAAACUUGUUUUUUCCCCCCACCCUGUUCACGUUUCUCCAGCAGCAGCAGAAUUUCUCCUCGUAGCAUCCAUAAGUUACUAAGAAAAAAAAAAACAAAAACCCGCCUGCCUUGUCAGGGGAAAAAAAAAAUCUGACAAACAUAUUUUUUCUUCAAACAGAUGAAAACUUUAUUCUCAAACAUGACAGAGCGUUCCUUUUGUCAAUGGCAAACCGAGGGAAACAUACCAAUGGUUCCCAAUUUUUCAUAACAACAAAACCUGCUCCUCAUCUCGAUGGUGUCCAUGUUGUCUUUGGACUGGUUAUUUCUGGUUUUGAAGUCAUAGAACAGAUAGAAAACCUCAAAACUGACACUGCAAGUCGACCCUACGCAGACGUUCGGGUCAUCGACUGCGGGGUGCUCGUGACCAGAUCAGCCAAGGAUGCUUUGGAGAAGAAGAAGAAAGUCUGUUCUGACUCCGAAGGCUCCGAGUCCUCCUCCAGUGCAUCCAGCUCUUCAGAAUCCUCAUCUGAAAGUGAAGCUGAAAAUGAAAGGAUCAGAAGGAGAAAGAGGAAGAGAAGAACUAAAACCAAACAGUCCAGAAAACGAAGGAAGGAGGAGAGGAGGAAAGAGGAUCCAAGGUGCAAGCGAAGCUCAAACCAAAGACGCAGCCUUUCUGACAAGAGUGAUGUCCCAGACAGAGUGGACGUGAGCACAAAGAGGGACAAGCCCGUGGUACGUCCUGAAGAAAUUCCCCCAGUGCCUGAAAAUAGAUUUUUGCUCAGAAGAGAUGUGCCUGUUGUCAAUGUAGAGCCUGAACCGAAGCUUCUUGAUGCCACUCCAGUUCUGACUGACCAGAAACCAUCAGUCUCAAAAUCCGGACGAAAAAUUAAAGGAAGAGGCACAAUACGAUACCACACCCCCCCUCGAUCCCGGUCGUGUUCCGAAUCCGAGGAUGACGAGAGCAGUGAGACCCCUCCUCACUGGAAAGAGGAGAUGCAGAGGUUGAGGACGUACCGACCUCCCAGUGGGGAGAAGUGGAGCAAAGGAGAUAAGUUGAGUGACCCAUGUACAAGCAGAUGGGAUGAAAGAAGUGCAUCCCGGAGAUCCAGGUCCUGGUCCCAUAAUGGUUAUGCUGAUCUAAACACCACGAGGUACUCCAGCCAUCACAAGAAGCACAGGAAAGAGAAGAAGAAGGUGAAGCAUAAAAAGAAAUCUAAAAAGCAGAAGCAUUUCAAGAAGCACAAGCAAACGAAAAAAAAGAAAGCCUCGGCCUCAUCAGACGUGGAAUCUUCUCAUUCCUUCCACAGGAGGACAAAGUCAUCUUGUGAUCGUGAGAGGAAAUCUCGUUCUUCUUCCUUGUCUUCUAGGCGUUCAUCCAGAAGAGACUGGUCCAAGUCUGAUAAAGAAGAUCAGAGCUCAUCAUCUUUAUCAAGCAGAGGGUCUCGCUCUUACUACAGGUCCAGGUCCAGAUCCAGAUCCAGAUCCAGGUCUAAAUCAAGGUCUUACUCCCGAAGAAGUUCUAGAUCGAGAUCAGCCUCUAAAUCAUCACGCUCUCGAAGUAGGUCAAGGUCCAGUUCUAACCCCAGGCAGCAAAAGACUGUUCCCAGUUCUCCACGGAAUAUUUCAACCCGAUUAAAUGACAGUAAGUUGACCAAGGCAGCCGAGCCCGUCCGAGCAGUUCUUCUGCCCAGUGACAAAGUCGUCGUCCCACCAGUUGUCCCAGAAAACCUCCCUGUGAUACCCUUAAGCGACAGUCCACCUCCUUCCAGGUGGAAACCUGGGCAGAAACCAUGGAAGCCAUCCUAUGAGCGAAUUCAGGAAAUGAAAGCUAAAACAACCCAUUUAAUACCCACCCAAACUAAUUACAGCCUGGUGGUCGUUAAAGAGGCCAACACCUCCUCCUCCUACCGCAAGCGGGAGAGGAGCUCGGAGAGCGAUCGGAGUGGGUAUUCCAAAGGCCGCAGCGACAGGAGCUCGGAGAGUUGGCCGAGGUCCAGGAGCAGGUCCUCCCGAAGUCGGUCCUACUCCAGAUCCUACACAAGAUCCAGAAGUCCAUCGAGCUCUAGGACAAAAUCCCACUCUUCUGGCAGGUCCCCGUCACCGAGCAAAUACCGCAGUGACCGGUCGGGGUACAGCGAGUCCACGUCUUACUAUUCCCUCAGCGACGAGGACAGACACGGGAACAAAAGGAAAUCCACGUCCAGCGAUCAGAAAGCUCGGGGCUCCAAACUGAGGCAGGAGACGAGCUCAGAAAGUCCCCUGCCUCACAAACAUCCCAAAGACUACGAUGAGUCUUCCCAAGGACUGAAGGAGAGCGACACUUUGUCAUCCUCAGACUUCUCCAGCGACAGCGAGCGCUCCGCCAAAGCAAAAGCGGUCCCAGAGAAGGAAAGUCGUUUUCCAUUAGAAGGGGAUGCUCAGAAACAGGAUAAAAAUAGCUUGAGUUCUGAGAGAGGGGAGGAGAAGUCCAAGUGUGAGCGGGAUUCUGAUCACUCCAAAAGGAAAGCAGGGAAGGAGAAGUUUCUGGAGGAACCCAGAGGAGGGGCAAAAACGAAACGGAAAUCCUACUCAGGCAGCAAAUGGGACUCAGAGUCAAAUUCCGAAAGAGGAGAGGCAAGGCAUAAUAGGGGGGAUUCCAGACCCUCCUCUGGUAAAGAAGAAGGAGAGGCCACCUCAGGGUCUGAUACAGAGCUCAGUGUCACCAAAAGGAUAAAGAAACAAUCCAAUUCCUCUGAAGGCUUUUUGGACUCUGAUUGGAAGACAAACAAACAGUUGUCAUCUUCUGAAUCCGACAGUUCCUGUUCCAGCUCAGCAGACACUCGAGGCAAGUCAAAAAAACACAGGCAUGGGUUGAAAAAACAACUUAAGAAAUCGCAUUCCAAAAAGCCAAAAGAAAAAUCCAAAGGGAAAAAGGAGAAAAAACACAAAGUCCAGAAAAGAAAAGAGAUGUUUCAUUGGCAGCCCCCCCUCGAGUUUGGUGAAGAAGAGGACGAUGAGAUAAAUGAAAAGCCAGUUGCCAAGGAUGAUAAAAAAGAAAAGCAGCUUACCAGGGACAUAAAGGAUAAAAAACAAGUUUAUGAAAAGGAUGAAAUAGUCACAGAUAAAAUGGGAAACGGUGAAAAGUCGUGUGGGAGUGAAAACCUUUUAGAUAAAAACACCACAGGUGAGGCCUCCCCAGAUCGCAGCAACCUUAAUAAAGAGAACAUUGAAACAAACGCUUCAACUGGUGCUUUAAACUCAGGAAUAAACGUUUCUGCCUGCAAGAAUGAGAUUAAACAAGCUGAAGAAAGUAACCAGAACGGAUUGGAGGACGUUAUUCAGACAGAUGACAACAUGGAGAUCUGUACUCCGGAUCGUAACUCGCCAGGGAAGGUGGAUGUGGACGUUUUGUCUCCUGUCAUUCUCACUCCUAAACCCCAGGCUUUAAGUGCUGCUAUAAAAAAGGAGCUACAGGUUGAGACCCCUGAGCAAGAUGCUGUCAAACUAGGAAACAACAUUAGAGACUUGAUUCAUAUUAAAGAAGAAAAAGAAACAGGAAGGCAAGAAAACAACUCUCUGUCUGGUGCUAAAGACCGUGGUUUGAAAAGUGAAAUGACUGAAAAUCUGCAAAGCAAUAUGAUAGACAAUAAAUGGAAGCCUUUGCAGGGUGUUGGUAACCUACAACCAGCAGCAAUUAGUACAGCCACGGAGGUUAAGAGUGUAGCAGUAGCACCAGAGCCUAAACCAGCAGGUUUAAGGAUUGAAAUAAAAGCCAAGAAUAAAGUAAGGCCUGGGUCUCUGUUUGAUGAGGUCAGGAAAACAGCCCGGCUCAAUCGGCGGCCCAGGAACCAGGAAAGUUCCAGUGAGGAGGAAUCUCCAAGCAGAGAUGACAACAGUCCAUCCAGGAGCCUCAGUAGAUCACGGAGUAAAUCUGGGUCUAAAUCCAGACACAGAACAAGGUCCAUAUCCUACAGUCACUCCAGAAGUCGAUCUCGAAGUUCUACAUAUUCAUACAGGUCCAGAAGCUACUCGAGAAGCAGAAGCAGAGGGUGGUACAGCAGAGAUCGCUCAAGGAGUCGAAGCAGUUCUUACCACAGUUACAAGAGUCGUAGUCGAAGCUACAGCCGAAGCCGAUCCAGAAGUAGUUCUUACGGUCAUCACAGUCGAUCCAGUAGGUCCUACACAUAUGACAGUUACUACAGCAGGAGUCGGAGUAGGAGUAAAAGGAGUGACAGCUACCGACGGUCCCGGAGCUACGAUCGGAGAUCCAGGUCCUACGGCUCCGACAGCGAAAGCGAUCGCAGCUACUCCAACAACAGGAGCCCCAGUGAGAGCAGCAGAUACAGCUGAAAACACUUCUGGGAGGAUGAAAACUGUGUUUCAUCAUUUUUUCAGUGUUACAUUAAAAAAAAAAAACCAAACAACAGAACCAAACUGUUUUGAGGGUGUCACAAGUGAAGGUUGUUUGCUGAAUUCGCUGAAACUUUCCCAUUUACCGGCGAACUCGCUCGACUCUGUGCUCACAGAGAGAAGGACUGAGCUCCACAGCUGAGUUGAUUUUUUUAAUUUUUUUUAUGUGAAAUGCAACUUUUACAGGAUAAUUAAAAAAAAAAAAAAACAACAACCCAGCAGUUUUGUUUCCUCGAAUUAGCUUUUCCAAGCCAUGGAUGACUCUUAGAUGAAUUGCUGCCACCGCUUUUCCGGGUGCAACAGAGUCUGUUUAUAAAUAAACACCUUGAGGGCUUUGUGCCUGUUCCUGGGAAAUGUGUGUGAGCAACUAUUAAACUGUGAAGUCCAUUUCUUACCAAGGCUGCCGUUUCUAGUUUAUGAAAAUGCUUUUUUUAAUGCUGGAAUCUGCAUUCUGUGCUGUCUUGAUUGUCGAUUAUUGCGUUCUGUGCAGGAUAGAGGCGAUGAAAACAAAGCUGCCACUCUGUCUUAAUCCUUCCUGAACUGUGAGGUUGAGGAAUUCUGCUGGAAAAGGUGAGAUGAUGCACAGUGGGAAUUGUCAAACUGACAAGCAGCGAGCAAAAGUGUGAUGUGAAUGAGUUUUGAGCUUAAUGUCCAACUUGUCUAAACUUUUUAUGUUUCAAAAAUGAAUUUUGUGAUAAACAGCAAUGUCCUUUGGAGACUAAAAAAGUGUUUCCAAACACUUCUUGACUUUCAUUUCAGUUCCUAUUACAGCGCUUGGCAUCCUCCACCACAUUUUGGGUGUUGUUAAAGCAUUGAGUGUGUCAUGAGUUUGUCCAAAACACUUUUUGAUAAUUUUUUGAGAAAACCAACUAUAGAGGUUCCUUUAUGAAAUGCCUGUAGGUGUAUCCCAUCCUAUGUUCCAUAUAGGGAAUAUCAGAGAUUGAUACUGCAGAUACUGAACUCUAGAUUGUUAAAAGGAUGGGACUACAAAAAUACUGGGUUGCCUGAUAAAAAGCAUGGACAGUACUUUACUUGGAAAGUUUAUUACCAAAAAUGACUCCAUGUUCCAGGUAUUUGCAAAAAAAUAAAUAGAUUUAAGCUGAAGACCAUUGAGUAAGUUUUGCAAUAUUCUGACUGAGUUGCUGUAAAAUAAUUUGUGAAGUUUUUCAGGGGUUUAGAAAGUUGUGUACUGAGAACCAGAUUUUUAAUGGCACAAUGUGACCUGCAAAUUGGGGUCUGUGGUGACACAACAGACUUAACAUUGUUUGAUUAGAGCUACCGAGCUCUGUUGUAUCAUAAUAGUUUUCAUUACUGACUUUCUGUAAUAUCUGGAGAUGCUUUCAUUUCUCUCAAAUGUUUUCAAAUACUGGAAAUGACUUUUUUUUUUUUUUUUUUGGUGUGUGUGAUCUCAUCAGGCCCCAACAGCUUUGAAAAUUAAAAGUGGUUAUUUCUCGCUUAGGCAUCAA
This is a messenger RNA of Pipra filicauda (Wire-tailed manakin), 7140 nucleotides long. RefSeq names its product natural killer cell triggering receptor (gene NKTR). Bases 1508 to 5614 code for a protein of 1368 amino acids. Gene Ontology annotation, molecular function: peptidyl-prolyl cis-trans isomerase activity. Gene Ontology annotation, biological process: protein folding; protein peptidyl-prolyl isomerization. Lineage: Eukaryota; Metazoa; Chordata; Aves; Passeriformes; Pipridae. The record is from RefSeq and is a predicted model, not a curated record. Gene Ontology annotation, cellular component: nucleus. The transcript has 14 exons.